This is a messenger RNA of Solenopsis invicta (red fire ant), 987 nucleotides long. RefSeq lists its product as uncharacterized. The record is from RefSeq and is a predicted model, not a curated record. Bases 1 to 987 code for a protein of 328 amino acids. The transcript has a single exon. Lineage: Eukaryota; Metazoa; Arthropoda; Insecta; Hymenoptera; Formicidae.
AUGUUGCCUAUCAAGGGCGACGUGUUGCAGCAGUUGGGAGACUCGCGCGAAAUAGCGAUGAAGCAAUUCUUCGGCCUUGAGAAGCGGCUCCAUCGCGACUCAAACAUGAGGACUUCAUACGUUCAAUUUUUGCGCGAGUACCUGGCAUUGGGACACAUGCGGCUCGUACCUACACAUGCGGUCGACAGAGAAUCCGUUUAUUUGCCUCACCAUGGGGUGUUUAAGGGGAUCGGCCGUGAUGCAAAAUUACGCGUGGUAUUUGCCGCAUCGUGCAAAACCACGACAGGGAUUUCUUUAAAUGACGCCUUGAUGAUAGGUCCUACGAUUCAGCAGGAUUUAAUAUCAAUCCUCAUUCGAUUCCGCACGUUCGCAUACGUUUUCACUGCAGACAUAGUUAAAAUGUAUCGUCAGAUACUGAUUCACGAGUCGCAACUGCAUCUGCAACGGAUAUUAUGGCGCGAAAGUCCGAGUUCGCCGGUCGACACAUAUGAACUGCUUACUGUUUCAUACGGCACGAGCUCGGCGCCGUACCUCGCGACGAGAUGUCUUCAGCAUUUGGCGCAAAAACAUGCUCUCGACUAUCCCGCGGGGGCACAAUGCGUUCUUCGAAACUUUUACGUGGAUGAUUUGCUCGCCGGCGCCAAUACAUUGCUCGAUGCGAGGCGCAUACGUGACGAGGUCAUAGCAUUAUUGAGACGUGGACGGUUCGAGCUUAGCAAGUGGGCAUCGAACAGCCGAGAAUUAUUACCAGGUAUCAGUGACACAGCGAGCAUAGAAGUGUCAUUGAGCGACAAGGCGGAUUCGAAAAUAUUGGGGGUGGCAUGGAGUCCGCUCAGCGACGAGUUUCGUUUUAAAUGUAAUUACGGCGCGCCAACGAAUAAUAUAACAAAGCGAACAAUCUUGUCGGAGAUCGCGAGUCUCUUCGACCCGCUGGGAUUGCUGGGGCCGCUGACGGUCGUGGCAAAAAUGAUCAUGCAGGAUGCGUAG